Molecule: messenger RNA, 4333 nt
Organism: Tigriopus californicus
Lineage: Eukaryota; Metazoa; Arthropoda; Copepoda; Harpacticoida; Harpacticidae
Exons: 15
Coding region: 455-4111 (1218 amino acids)
Molecular function (GO): protein binding
Source: RefSeq, a predicted model, not a curated record
CAAUGAAAUUGCUCCCGUUCUUGGGUAUGAUGGAAAUCUUACUGUGACAGGCAUUCAUGAUUUGAUUAACGAGGCACCAACGAUAACGCGUCUCGAUCAUAAACAAGCCCAUCCGACAUUUGGAGAUGUAUCCUCAAUAUUUAAGGAUCCGCUAACCGGAAUCAACCUUGUACUUGGAAAUAACCCAGAUCAACAGGCUGGUCUCUUUGCACAAAAUCCCCUUCUCCUAAGUUUUCAUCGUAACGCGUCGUUGGCUCCGCUUGCUCCAGUUUUAGAGAGUGAGAUCAGUCAGGGGCUGGGAACACUUUUUCAAAACUCGGACCAAAACUACACAACAUCUGGCCUUCACUCAAAUAUUGGCAACGUAUUGCACGAUUUUUUGGGACAGACUUUGAAUCGAUCCGUUUCAUCACUGGUCUUUCCCAAUGGAAUACCUAAACCAAGUCAAAAUCAGAUGACGUCUAUCAAACCUGGACCAACCAAACCACCCGGGUACACAUGUAAGAAGAGAGUCAUGAUGGUGGAAGAAGUCAUCUAUGAAGAGUCUGUCAAAUGCGAGGACAUCGUCGAAGAAGAGUGUUUCCCCAGCUAUCGCACAAUCUACCAACCCAUGAAGGUUGAAGAGUGUGAAACUAUCUUUAAAAAGGUUUGCUACAUCGCCUUUAAGAAUGUGGCCCGUGAAAAGUCAGUUCAAAUUUGCCAAGAAAAGAAAUCCAGGGAUUGUAACUUGAAAGGGCAGGAAACCUGCACAUUAGAGGAGGAGACUGUGUGCGAAACCUUCAAGGAUCCAACUAUGAGGACAUCAUGCCAAAUGAAAAUGGAAAGGGUCUGUGACUACGACUAUCAAGGAAGACCAAUCAAUUGCGUUCAAAUCCCUAAAAGGAAAUGUCGCGGUCGGCAAGCCAAGGCGCUCGACAUUGGCCCACCACAGACCGAGUGUUACAACUUUCCAAGAAAGAUAUGCGGACCCGAAGUUUGUCCCCUCGUGACCGUACCUAAUGUCUGUGAGAUUAGGAAUGAAACGGUGAUCCAAGAAAUCCCGGAUGAAGAAUGCAAAAUGGAGCCUCAAAAAGAGUGUAGAGUUGUGACAAAGAUAGUCCCUAAACUGGAUACACAAGAGGAUUGCGUUGAAGUACACAAGGAGAUAUGUAACAAUGUUAGAAAUCCAGUCAAGGUCAGAAAGCCUUCGAUUCGAACCUGGUGUGGGAUCAUCCCACAAGAAACUUCAAUGCCAAAAAAGGAGCUCAGAACCAAGUUGUUUGUUGCAUUGGGUUGCGAUGAACUUGAAAAUCACAUCACGGACGUCGAAAUCAUCGCUCUUUCGAAUCAAAAUCCACCUGAUUUCAAAAUGAACCUGAGUUCUCGAAUCAUCAAUGACCCGUCAGACUUUCCUCACCCCAGCAACUCGAAUCCAAUUGGAGGCUUUAUCGGUGGCAAACCUUGGGUCUGUGCAGGUUUCCAUAGAGAGGGCUUCUGCACGUUCUUCAAUCCUGAAGCCAAUAAGUGGGAGAUCAGUCUAAAAUUGGAGACCCUCCGCUCAUCACCAGGCUCCUUUGUGGACGAGGCCAAUGACCAGCUUUGGAUCACUGGAGGAUUUUCAGUCAAGUCCAAUGCUCUUCUAAACUCGACCGAGAUUCUCGUUAAGGGAGAAAAUAUUGCCCAAGGACCAGAUUUACCACUUCCCCUCAUGGCUCACUGUGCAGUGAAUGUGAAUUCAACACAUUACAUGUUGAUUGGUGGCUUCGGCAAAUCAUAUUCAUCAACUGACCAAGUGCAUCUGGUCCAAAAAGAGACUGGACAUAGCCAAGAAAUGGACAGUUUGAUUUUGGGUAGAGUGUUCCAUACGUGUGGCAAAAUUGAGAGUACGCGAGGGCCCGAAAUUGUGGUCAUUGGAGGAAUCUCUUACGACGGAUUGGCCAAUCAUCUACCAAUUGAGGUAUUUUCGUUGACUACAAAGAAUUGGAGGACGGAGGGAGUCACUUCGCAAAAUCUUACCCAAGUGGUUAGCGUGGAAUUCAACUCGACCUUACUGAUUGUCGGCGGGUUUUCACCUGAUAAUAUUUUCGAGCUAAACAAAGAAACAUUCGAAUUGAUGCCAAGAAAAGAAGUUUUGGCACAAAAAAAGAAUUCGGUGGUUGCAAUGCUGAUUCCGGACAAUUUUGCUUAUGAAAUCAAGGCUGCUAAAAUUGAAGUUCCCACCAACCCUAUGACGGUCUCAGCUGGAUUUUUGUUCGCUGAUGCCACGGGAUUUGAUGAAAUGAAGUACUUCAAUCCAGAUUCAAAUGACAUAUGUCCGACACGAAUUCCAAGUAGAUGGGACCCUUAUGACUUGCAUGCCAGUGGAUUUCUAAUGAAUGGAUCGCCUUGGAUUUGCAGCAAAAGACUUCAUAACUUCCCCACAGUCAAUUGCUUGAAAUAUGACAUGGAGGAGCAAGAUUGGCUUCCACCAACAUUUAUUGACUUCCUUUUUCGUACAGUUCGUAACCCUUGUCAGCUCACACCCAACAAAGUUUGGAUAACAGGAGGCAACCCCUAUGUGGAAUACGAUGAAUGGGAUGGCACUUCUGUGGUCAUAGAAAAUGGAGUUUUCGACAACGGUCCCGAAUUUCCCGAAAAAGACUAUGGAUUUGGUUUACACUCGACAGUUUUGUUGGAAAGGAACCAAACAUUUGUUACCGGCUUUAAUGGAAAGCACUACACUUACAUCUACAACUGGACAGACGAUAGCUGGCAUCAGGUGUCAAGGACCAAAAAUGACUAUAUCAUCGAUUGCGAACUUUUAAGAGAUCGAAACUUUGUAUAUUGCCUCUCAAUAUUUAACCUCGAGCUCCCGAGAAAAAGCCCCCUUCUACAAAGGCAAACCGAUCAUAAUUUCGUCAAGUCAAUUUGGACUUUUGACCUAGCUUCCUCGAUGUGGUCCCUGGUUACCCGAGUGGAAACUAGUUAUUUUGAAGGUCGUUUCAUUCGCCUUGAAGGAGGUUUAUACUUCAUUGCAUUGAAUGAGACUCAAUUAGCGAUAUCCAAAGUUAACGAAGAUACCCUCGUUUUGGGUCCAGCAAAGACGUUACCAAACGGUUUUUCUCCCUACAUGGCAAUUCCAUUUGACAUCCCAGGAUUCACUAAUUGUUCUACAAUUACGGAUACCAUACACCCCUCCCCAAUUCCGGAGCAACUCUACUUUUUCGUAACUACGGAGGAGGGAGUUGCUGUUUAUCAUGCCGUGGACUUACACGAAUCGAUUUGUCAUCUCCCCAGACCAGGCUCAAUUGAAACUGACGAAGUCUUCAGUUUUGCUUUGGAAAACAAUCUUUGGUCCUGUGCUCGUCAAACUGGAAAAGAGUUGAACUGCCAACAAUUUUACUUCGAAGAUGGUCUGUGGGAGUCAUUCUUUGAAAAGCCUUUGUUUGGCUCACUCACUGAGAUAGUCCCAUUUAAUUCAACAACUGCGCUAUUACUACGGUCUACAACUCCAUCGAUGUCAGAGGGUACAUUCAUUUCAUCAAGUGGUACGUCAAGAGGCCCAGAGUUACCCAUUCACAUCAACAAUAUGCAAUUCGUUCGAGUGGACGAAAACCAUUUUUUUUCGGCUGUCUGGGAUACUGGUUACACCUUGCCAGAACUGAUAUCUAGUGAAGGAAAUCAUUUUCCCGGCGGCAAGAUCGAAUCUACACCAUUCCUCGACUGUAGCAGUCACAUAUGUACCUCUUCAAAUGAGCGAUGCGUAAUUUGCAUUUCAACGCCUCAACCAACACGAGUAAAAGUGUGGCAAUUCCAAAUCCCAAGUUUGGAUGGAACUGAACUCUCUUUCCUUUCGCUUGAGAGGGAAGUCCAAGACGCAAAGUUCAUCGAAGUUGGAGCAGAUCAAUUAUUUCUCAUUGUUCAAGAUGAUGUUUUUGAUACAUUUUACUUGUUUGAUAACAAUUUGAGAGAAUUCAAGCCAGUCGAAAGCAUCCCAUCAACAUCCAAGUCUCCCUUGGAUAUUGUGGGACUACUUAUGGAAAGCAGCCCCUGUGUUGGGGGGGACCCCACCCCACACGAUAUGGAAAUCCCCGAACCGGAUGCGACAACCAUCCCCCCAGAUAAUGAUACUACAACACAUAGCUUCAACUGAAAUUUCGCCUUGGAAUAGUUCGUCAUCUAUAUCUUAAUUUAUCAUUUCGUAUAUAAAGAACCUCACUUACAAGCAAAAUGGCUUAUUGAUCUCAGAAUUCGUUUCCUUGGAAUCAAAAUGUUCCCAAAUUCCAAGAACUCGACAAGAAUAAGAAGAGUUUACGAUCAACCGAUGUUUGAAGUUGUACAUAUAAGCCUCGUUUGGUUGCGUUGGAGGUUGGUG